UAAAAAUAAAACCGUUUAUUAUUAACAAAAAAUUCAAAAUUUUAUUCAUUAGCCACAAAUACAAUUGAAAUAUAUUCAUGAUAAUUAAGCAACGUUUUAACCAAUACUUGUGAAGGAAAGACGUGAAACUAUCCCUUGUAAAUAAAGAAAGAUUUUCAGAGCCCGCAAGUAACCUAUAACAAAAUGGAAGAUAAAUCGAAUCGUCGCCAUACGAGUUUUGAUAAAAUCGAUGGAAAUAGUGAUAUACAUAAAGUUUACGAGUGUGAAUUUUGCUCGGAGGCUUUUUCAUAUAAAUCUGGUUUAGAACAACAUUUAACAAAACACUCGAACGAAAAGCCUUUUCGAUGUAAAAUGUGCGACGAAACAUUCAAAUAUAAAACUACAUUGAUUGUUCACGAGCAAUUGCAUACAGAAGAAAAACUGUUUAAGUGCGUAAUUUGUUCUCAAUCUUUUACCACUAGUAAACACUUAAAAGAACACAAAACAGUUCACGAUCCUGGGAGAACUGCGAAGACAGAAAAAUAUGAUUUGCAUAGUAAAUUUCAUGUGAGAAAAGCAAAUGACCCAAAUGAAAGUCUAGAGCAAGCAGGACCUUCUUCGGCUCACACUCACGAAGAGAUGAUGCAAGCAGGAUUGUCUUCAGCUCACAUUUACAAAAAUAUGACACAGGAAAAACCGUAUUCAGCUCACAUUUACGAAGGGAUGACACAAGCAGGACCGUCUACACCUCAAAUUUACGAAGGGAUGACGCAGGCAGAACCGUCUUCAGCUCACACUCACAAAUGGAUGAUGCAGACAGGACUGUUUUCAGCUAACAUUUACAAAGGGAUGACGCAGGCAGCACCGUUUUUAGCUCACACUUAUGACUGGACGAUGCAGGCCGGGCAAUAUUCACCUCACACCCACGAAUCCAUGAUGCAGGCAGGACAGUCUUUACUUCACACCCACGGAUGGAUGAUGCAUGCAGAACAAUCUUUACCAUACACCCACAAAUUGAUGAUGUAUGCAAGACAGUCUUCAGCUCACACUAACGAAUCGAUGAUGCAGGCAGGACAGUCUUUACUUCACACCCACGGAUGGAUGAUGCAGGCAGGACAGUCUUUACCUCACACCCACGGAUGGAUGAUGCAGGCAGGACAGUCUUUACCUCACACCCACGGAUGGAUGAUGCAUGCAGAACAAUCUUCAGCUCACACUCACGAAUUGAUGAUGCAGGCAGGACCGUCUUCAGCUCUUACUUACGAAGAAAUGAUGCAUGCAGGAUCGUAUUCAGCACACACUUAUGACUGGACGAUGCAGGCAGGGCUGUCUUCAGCUCACACUCAAGAAGGAAUGAUGCAGGCAGGAUCUUCCUCAUUUCAAAAUCCAAGUUUAACUCUGGAUGAACAAAGAGACUUCGAAGUGAAAAAGAAUAAAAGAAAAAGAUAUACGCCGAUGAAAUCAAGUUGAACAUGAAUUCAAAAAUUUAUUAGAAUAAUUAUAGAAUUCUGUAAAACGAAAAGUACCGAUGAAACGAACAUAUUUAAAAUUUUAUUUCGGCCUAUAUUCGCAAAUUUUUAAAUGAUUUUAACUGAUUUUUAUUGAAUAUUUGUAUUUUGAAUAAUUUUGCAAUUAAAAACAGCUUUUAUUUUAUUGAAAAUUUAUUAUUUUAUUGAUUUAAUCGAAGGGAGGCAUUCAAACGUCAAGACUACACCACAGCGAUAACACAGUCCAAUUUCAGAUAGGCAUUAUAUGCAAAAGAGUCAGUGACUUAUUUUGGAAGACUUGUGCUUUGUUGAGGCAACAUAAAUCAGGCUUGUGUUUUAGUACUUUGGUAUAUACAAACUUUAAUCUAAGGAAUGAAAAGAUUCGAAAAAAAUAGAAUGAUGUCUUUAUGGACGGUCUUUAAAGAAUUCGGCUCCUUUUCUCACACACAUUGAAGACGAAGUGAU
Molecule: messenger RNA, 1931 nt
Organism: Centruroides sculpturatus (bark scorpion)
Lineage: Eukaryota; Metazoa; Arthropoda; Arachnida; Scorpiones; Buthidae
Product: zinc finger protein 251-like
Exons: 3
Coding region: 184-1449 (421 amino acids)
Biological process (GO): regulation of transcription by RNA polymerase II
Cellular component (GO): nucleus
Molecular function (GO): DNA-binding transcription factor activity, RNA polymerase II-specific; RNA polymerase II transcription regulatory region sequence-specific DNA binding
Source: RefSeq, a predicted model, not a curated record